AUGUCAUCUUACAAAUUCAACAAUUUAUUAGGAGUACCAUAUAAUGGAGGUGAUAUUCUUUUUUUCUCAGAAUCUUCGAACUUAAUUUCCAACGUGGAUAAUAGAAUUUGUGUUCAUGAUAUAAAGUUUAACAGAACCCAUGUUUUAGGAUGCGAAGCAAGAAGCAACAUAAGUAAAAUGUGUCUUUCACCUGACGAAAGUAUUCUGAUAUGUGUAGAUGAAGACAAUUAUGGUUCAAUCAUUAAUUUCCAAAAGGGAUUAAUUCUUAAUAGAAUGCAAUUUCCUGGCUCUGUUGGGUUUAUUAGUUAUAGUCAUAAUGGCCAUUACGUUGCAGCUGCUGUCGAUUCUGGAAUUUACAUAUGGUAUGCGCCAUGUAUAUCAAAAGGUUGGCAGUUAAUAUUGAAAAGGAAGCAUAUUAUUCACAACUCUAAAGUAAAUUCCCUGGACUGGAGUAAGUGCGAUAGCUUUUUACUCACUGCCAGUAAUGAUAUGACCGUAAGGCUCAUAAGUAUCGAAAAAAUGUGUAAUUUUGAUACAGUGGCAUUCGUUGCCCAUAAAAAUCCAGUCGUUGGUGCAUACUUUACAAAAAGUAUGCAAUCUAUAUUUUCUGUAAGUUCUGAGGGCGUGAUCAUAUUCUGGAGGCCUUCUUCCAAAAAGGAAAGUCAAGGAAAAAAAGUUGUUACACCUAAAAAAAUUCUUAUUAGACAAAUUAAAAAACCUAAAAUAAAUGAUUACUCAACUAAAGAUAUGGAUUCAGACUUAGAACCCGAAUUAUGUGAUGAAAUAAGAAGUAAAUAUUGGAUCGAAGCUUUGAGAGCAUAUGUAAAUCAGUCAAAGGGAGCAAUUAUUACAGGCUGUACAUUCAAUUAUGAAAAGAACCUUGUUGCAAUUUCAACUUCGAAUGGAGUAUUUACUUUAUACGGAAUUUCAGUUGGGCUAGAUGCCGAUUCUAAAGAUCCAAAAAGCAUUUUAAUUCAUUCAAUUCAUACUUUUUCACUUUCCAACUCUCCUUUAACCUCGCUAAAAUUUGGUGCAGGAGGCGAAUGGUUAGCAGUUGGAGCAGCAAAAAUGGGUCAACUCAUUAUUUGGGAGUGGCAGUCAGAAUCUUAUAUACUUAAGCAGCAAGGCCAUUCAUAUGGUAUACAAUGCUCUAGUUUUAGUCCAGCAGGAUUAACUCAAGGAAAAUGGAGCGGAAAAACUUCUCAUGACAAUUAUCUAGGUAUUGGAUCAAGGACAAUAGUUGCCACAGGAGGGGUUGAUGGUAAGGUAAAACUUUGGGAUAUUAAUUCAGGAUAUAACUUUGCAACAUUUUCCGAUCAUAUUGCUCCAGUAUCCAAAAUUAUUUUUAAUCCACAAGGUAAUGCAGUACUAUCCGCAUCACUGGAUGGUUCAAUUAGAGCAUACGACAUUAUGAGAUACAGAAAUUUCAGGACUCUAACAGUUGAUGAAGACACCGGAGUUCAGUUCACAUGUAUUGCAAUUGAUAGGGCUGGGGAUUUGGUUGUAGCAGGCACCCAGGGUGAAGGAUGUAAAAUUUAUGUUUGGAGUUUCCAAACUGGCAAGCUAGUAGAUAAAUUAUCUGGGCAUACAUCUAAUAUUGUUGAUAUUGCAUUUUGCCCUUCUCUUUCAAGCCCGGGAAUUUUAGCUUCCGCCUCGUGGGAUGGUACCGUUAGAAUAUGGGAUCUUUAUGCUCGUAUUGGCAAAGGAGCGACAGGGGAAACUUUAUUACAUUCUUCUUCUGUGCUUUCAAUAGCAUUUGAUCCUAGAGGAAAUAAUAUGCUCGCCACUAGUUCUUUAUCUGGAAGUAUUACUUUCUGGGAUAUUAAUAAGGGCACUGUCGAGGGUAGUAUUGAUGGUCUAAGAGAUAUUCAUAGUGGGAGGAGUUCUUCAGAUGCAUUUUCUGCAAACAAUAGUAGAAACGGCGGAGGAAAGCUUGGAGCAAAUACAAGCCAAAAUAUUAAUAGGAACCAACAUUUCUCAUCUAUCUGUUACAGUAGUAAUGGAAGAUUUCUUCUUGCUUCUUCUAGAAACUCUGCUAGAGUAUGCCUUUAUGACACAUUAACAUUCACCUUAGUAUCUAAUGUUCAACUAACAAAUUCGCGAUUCUUUUCGGGAAUUAGAAUGGAGCUUAAUUCAAAUUCAAACGCCAGUAAAAAGAAAAGAAAGAUACUUGAUUCUGAAAAUCCAGACGAAAUUUGGAACCCUUCAAAUAAAUUAAGCGAGAAAGAGAAGAUUAUUUCUGAACACAAUUCUUUACCAGGUGCUCUUGUUGGCGAGUUUUCCAAUCCUAGUAGGCAAACUCAAUUUACAGUUUAUGAGGUAGCAUUUUCCCAAAAUUCUUCACAUUGGAUUGCAUCUACUAACCAUGGAGCAUUCCUUUUUGCAAUUGAUACUCUGGGAAAUUCAUAUUCAGGCUCAUCAAAUCACUUAAAUAUGUUAGAUACCUUUAAAAAACAAAUAAUGACAAAAGAGGUUAAUUUAAGGAAUAUUAAUAAUUUCAUUAAAGAAGGAGACUUUUUAAGAGGCUUGAUUCUUGCAUUAGCUAUGAACAAUUUUAAUAUACUUGCAAGGGCAUAUAUUCAAAUUCCAGUUAAUUCGAUCGAUUAUAUUGUCCAGAAUAUUGUUUCAUUUUUGCUUCCAAACGUACUCAACUUUCUCAGAGUUGUAACGAAUCCUAAUAAUAAACAUUUUUUCAGACUAGAACGUCAUCUAAUUUGGCUUGAGUCUAUUAUCAGGGUUCAUGGGAAUACAUUUCUUAAUGUCAAUGAAUCUCUAAGUGACUCUUUACAGAAUAGUAAAAAUCUUAUUGAAGAUAAUGUAAAAAACAAUGAUAGUGAGGAGUGCGAAAAACUCAAACAAAACAAACUCGCAUUAUUAUCUACAAAUCUCAGUGAUUGCGAUACAAGAAGUAUUUUUCUCGCAAUUUUGAUGAACAUUUCUCAAAUAUACUCAUUUUCAAGGCAAAUAUAUGACUCAAAUUGUUCCAUAUUACAUUAUAUCUCACUAAGACUAAUAUCAAAAAAAUUAUAA
Messenger RNA from Cryptosporidium ubiquitum, 3030 nucleotides. RefSeq lists its product as uncharacterized. Gene Ontology annotation, molecular function: protein binding. NCBI's taxonomy places the organism in Eukaryota, Apicomplexa, Conoidasida, Eucoccidiorida, Cryptosporidiidae. Gene Ontology annotation, cellular component: small-subunit processome; Pwp2p-containing subcomplex of 90S preribosome. The transcript has a single exon. Gene Ontology annotation, biological process: maturation of SSU-rRNA from tricistronic rRNA transcript (SSU-rRNA, 5.8S rRNA, LSU-rRNA); ribosomal small subunit assembly. The record is from RefSeq and is a predicted model, not a curated record. The coding region runs from base 1 to 3030 and encodes 1009 amino acids.